AUGGCAAUAUCUAUUUUAAUUGAAUUGUUUGGUUAUACAUUGAGUCUAUAUAUUUCACAUAAAAAAGACUCAAUUGACAUUUUAACAACUAAUUUAUUAAUUAUUCCAUCAUUUACUCAAGAACAAGUAUCAUUACUCGUAGAUGAAACGGAAUUUUUUCAAUAUAUAAUUGCAUAUUUUUGGGAAUAUUUAAGUGAUAAAUAUGGUCGAGAAUAUAAUUUAAAAGCUUCACAUCUAUUAUCAAUAGUUCAUUCCAUGUUACCAAAUAAUUUAUGUGAAGAUUUAAUACUUAAUCAAUUAUCUUUAAAAAAUAUUCAACAAAUUGAAAUUGAUAUUAAAAUUAUUGAAGAAUAUAAAAAAUUUUUUAAAUUAUGGAAUUCAACUCGUGAUAUUCCUCAUUUCAAAAAUGAACAUAUAACAAAAUCAUUUCAAAAUUGUUUAAUUUAUGUUUUAAAAAUACUUAAAGAAUCAAAUGAUUAUUGUUUAAAAUCUAUUGUACAAAAAUGGACAUCUGAUUGUUUUAUUCAUGGAGAUGUAUGUCGAAUAUUUGAUAUACUUCUUAUAAUGCUUUUACAUUCCGAUACAGCACGUGUUAGUAUACAACGAUUUGAUCCAAUUGUUCAUAAAGAAUUUUUUCUUGAUCAACAAAUUGAUUCAAAUGAAAUAAGAUUUUCUGUGAUAUCUGAUGAUGAAACUAAUGAAGAUUAUGAUGAUGAAUUUAUACAUGAUGAUGAAGCUCAAGAAGUAGAAAGUAACAAUGAUAAACAAAUUCGUACAAUUAGUUUAAUGACUAGUAGUGAAUCUGUCGAUCAUAUAAAAUCUUCUCCACAACCAAUAAAAUUUCCAACCAUUUCAAGUCUUUCACAACCAAUUCUUUUCAAUAUUCGUUCAUUUUCACCUCCAACUUUAUUAAAAUCGGUUAAACAACGUACACCUACAAUGCCAACUUUAUUUAAUCGAAAUAAUACUCAAUUCGAAUCAAGCAAUAAUAUUAUUAUUAAUAAUUCAUCUUAUUCACAGUCAAUGCCAAAUAGUAGUAUCAUGAGUGAAUCUAAUUUAUCACAAAUGAAUGAUUCUAUGGAUUUUCAAAACGCUUAUAUAUUACUUUAUACUCAACCUUAUGAUUAUAAUCGUAUAAUAUUAUCUUUAAAUAUAAUCGAUAGUUUAUUUGAUCUUAUUCCACAACAACUUAUUCAAACAUUAUUAAUAACAUCAAAUAAUCCAUCAUUACCAAUUAGUAUACAUAAUAAACAAAUGCAUGAAUUAUUUUUAAAACAUCGUCGUUCUAUCGAAGGAAAAGAUUUUGAUUUAUCUAAUGAAAAUAAUCAAGAAUAUCAAUCAUAUUUAUAUUUAUUAUUAAAUAUACUUUUAAUUUAUACAUAUAGUUAUUAUCCAAAAUAUUUUAAUAUUCAAAAAAAUCAUAUAAUACAUAUACGUUCAUUAAUAUUAUUAACACGUAUAUGUCAUGAUUUAUCAUAUAUAUGUGUGGAUAAUACAUUGUUAAUAAAUUAUAUAAUUAAUUUAUUUAAAAAACUUUCAUUUCAAAAAAUAAUUUUAUGUUUAUUUAAUAGAUUUGUAAAUAAAGAAUCUGAUUUAUUAAAAAUAAAAGUAAUAUAUGAUUCUAAAAAUGAAUUAUUAUAUGAUCAAUUUACAAAAGAAUAUUUAAAACAAUUAAUUCGAUUAUUAGAAGAAAUUAUUUUACUUGAAAAUAUUAUUUAUUCAAUAGAUGUAAAUUUAAUUGAUCAAUUAACUAUAAAUCAAACAAUUUUUCUUUCAACAAUUUUACAAUAUUUAAAACAAAUUCAUUCUAUUGAAAAUCAUCAUUAUAUAAUUAAUUCAGUUAUAAGAAUAUUACCUCAUUGUGGUUCAGCAUUAAAAAUAAUAAGUACUCGUGUUAUUGAACAAAUAUGUCGAAAUUUAACUUUUGUUGUACAAUAUUAUGAUCAACAAGAAACAAAACUUGAAUUAAAACAAUCAUCCUCUUUUGAUGCAAUUGAUUAUAUCAUUUAUUUAAUUCAACGUCUUUCAUACAUAUGUAAUUAUUGUCUUAAUAAUACUGCUUAUAAUACACAACAUUUUACUCAAACAUUGUGUCCACAACAUUGGAUAAAAAGAAUAAAAAUUAAUACAAAUGAUCUAUCUAAAACUGCUCGUCAAUCAAUGUUAAAUAAACUUCCAUUAAUUUUUUCAAGUCUUUUAUUUAUAUGGAAAACUGUAUCAAUAAAUCAAACUAAUUCAAUAUGGCUAGUUAAGAAUAUUAAACUCAUUCGAGAGAAAAUAAUUGACUUUAUAUCAUCAUUAACAAAAUCAAAUGGUUUUUCAUUUCUUCGUGCCAUUAUACUUUGUUGGGGUGAACGUAAACAACAACAAAAAACAUCAAUAAUACAAAGAGAUAAUGUUAACGAAAUACAAGCUUUAAUUGAUAUUCUUAUCAAUAUAAAUAAUUAUACAACAAAUGAUAUCAUUUACAAUAUGAAUAUACUCAUACAAAAUUUAUCCACAACUAAUAAUAAAAAAAAACAAAAUUAUAUUGUUUGGUGUCUGCAAUUUCUUUUGGCUUAUUUAGAACAACAAAAAAAUGUUUCUAUUGAAUGUUGGUCAAUAUUAGCUAUUAUGUUUAAAGAAUGUUUAACACAAUCAAUGUCAUCAUCAGUUAUAUUUUUGAUAAUAAGAAUAUUAAGUUUUUAUGUUGAACAAUCAUUAUUUACAGUUGAAAAACGAGAUUUAAAAGACUUACAAGAUAUAAUAAUGAAAGUUCUUGAAAAUUGUAAUACAAUCGUUGCUUCAUCACUUGAACAAACAAAUUGGUUACGGAAAAAUUUACAAGUACGUAUUGCACAAACGGAUCCAUGUACCCAACCAAUAACUAUGGAUUCAUUCAAUGAACUCGAUCGUAGUUAUACUAAUGAAAAUACUUCUUUAGAGUUUGAUGAUAAUUCACAAUCAAUGAAUUCUAGUCUUAUGGCUUUAACGAUUCUUGCUGAGCAUGCUGCAAAAUUACUUGAUAUUAUUUAUAAUAUAACUGAUGAAAAAGAUCGUAUUAUAAGUCCAUAUUUACAAAAUCUUGUCAACAAUGUUAUGCCAUAUGUUCGCAUACAUGUUAUAGUCAAUGCACCAUCGUAUCGUGCAGCAUCAACUUUACUUAUGAAUAUAUCACAAUAUUCAUAUACAAAGAAAACAUGGAAAAAAGAAGUAUUUGAACAAUUAUUUGAUAUAGGAUUUUUUCAAGUUGAUUUAUUAACAUUAACUUCAUGGAAAAUAAUUAUUGGUAAUAUGAUAACAGAUGAAAAACUAACAUCAUUUCGUGAUGUUAUGAAUAGAAUAAAUACAGUUCAAACAGGUUUAUUAGUUUCAAAAGAACAAGAAUAUGAACAACGUGCUAUGCUUAUUAAACGUUUUGCUUUUGUUAUUUAUUCAUCAGAAAAAGAUCAAUGUAAUCGACAGUUACCAGACAUACUUGAAUGUAUUGCUGAUCUACUUAAAUUACCACAAGUACCUAUAGUAUAUACACAAAUAUUUCUUCUGUUUCGUGCUUUAUUAAUAAGAAUAUUAAAUAAAAAUUUGAUCUCGUUUUGGCCAAUACUAAUGGCAGAACUUAUACAAAUUUUAUUACAACUUGAACAAGAUCUUUUAUUCGAUAUUGAAGGUGACAUCAAAUCAAAUGUUCAACGACUGACUACAAAUGAUAUAACAUCAACAAAUAUUUCUAAUGGAUCAUCUGAUUCAAAUUCUUCAUUAAAAAUGUAUUUAUAUGCUUGUAAACUACUUGAUAUUCUUCUAGCAAUGCCCUAUUCAGAAUUAUAUCAUUUUCAACUAUUUCGCUCUGCAUUUGUUACUGCUCAUGAUAUAACUAAUUCAAAUUCAAAUAUUGAUAUAUUUAUUGCUUUUUCAAUACGUUUAUUUAAAUUAUUUGAACAAAAACUUCAAUUAAUGCCAACAUCUAUACGUAAUCAAAUACCAAUAAACAACAAUUCAAAUCAUCCAUUACUUCGUUUACGAACAAUAUCAAAUAUCAUCGAAUUAUUUCCAUUUUUUAAUUGUUUAGCUAAAAUGCAUAUAAAUGACAAUUUAUAUUCAAAAAAUGAACAAAUUUUAUUAUCAGAUACAAUGAAUGAGAUUGAAACAAGUGUACUUGAAGAUUUUGUUGAGUCAUGGCUUUAA
Molecule: messenger RNA, 4161 nt
Organism: Rotaria sp. Silwood1
Lineage: Eukaryota; Metazoa; Rotifera; Eurotatoria; Philodinida; Philodinidae
Source: the annotation of a GenBank genome assembly